Molecule: messenger RNA, 6381 nt
Organism: Amblyraja radiata (thorny skate)
Lineage: Eukaryota; Metazoa; Chordata; Chondrichthyes; Rajiformes; Rajidae
Gene: ulk2
Product: unc-51 like autophagy activating kinase 2
Exons: 28
Coding region: 769-3990 (1073 amino acids)
Biological process (GO): positive regulation of autophagy; response to starvation; protein autophosphorylation
Cellular component (GO): phagophore assembly site; cytosol; cytoplasm
Molecular function (GO): ATP binding; protein serine/threonine kinase activity
Source: RefSeq, a predicted model, not a curated record
GAACGGAUGGUGUGAAGGUAGCGUUAGAGAGGGGGAGGGGGGAAGGGGGCGGCGGAGGAGAAAACAAACCGUUACCCCGCCCGCUCUCCCAACCUCGGCGCCCUGACCGCCGCCGGCCAACUGCGUCCGGGGACACUUCACUCAAACCAUGACCGGCAGCAAGAGGCAGAAACCGCCCUCUAAGUGCUUUAGAAAGGGGGUAGAAAGGGCGCACUCUUUGGCGGUGGGAGCAAGGAGACGGUGACGCGGGGCGGGGGUGCUGCGGCGCUAUAUAAGGCGCUGUGGCCGGCGGCGCACAGUCGGUUGGUCGGCGGCCGGGACAGCGAGGGGAGGCGCUGGCGGGCGGACAGACAGCGGGGGCCGGCGGCAGAUCGAGCAAGCAAGCGAUCGGAGGAAACCUCCCGCUUGCCGAACAAAAGAAUCCAUUAAAACAAACAAAAAUGCUGCCAGAUCUCCAAAGCGAGAAAAGAGAUUGCUCUACGUCGGUCUGAUUUCCUGCCAUAGGCACAUCCCCACAUACACAGCACACGCAUAUAUAUAUUUAUAUAUAUAUAUUAACGCUAAGUAUGCGCAGCAGUCGAGCGCCAGUGGAAUGGGAUUAUGGUGGCAGGGCCGCCGCUGCUCCUCCUUCACAGCUGCUGCCGCUCGGGCUUUGCCGUGCCGCUUGUUUCAUGAGGGAGCACCAAACACUGCCACCAGCAGCAGCGUCAGUCACCACUUCUCUCUCCUCCUCCUUCUUUUCCUCUUAGCCCCUCGGCAGUGCCGGCUAUGGAGGUAGUGGGGGAUUUCGAGUACAACAGGAAAGAUCUCAUAGGACACGGAGCCUUCGCUGUGGUCUUUAAAGGCCGCCACAGGAAGAAAUUGGAUUGGGAAGUAGCCGUGAAAUGUAUAAACAAGAAAAAUUUGUCAAAAUCGCAAAUCUUGCUGGGUAAAGAAAUAAAGAUAUUAAAGGAGCUUCAACAUGAAAACAUCGUUGCACUUUAUGAUGUUCAGGAGACUCCAAACUCUGUUCAUUUGGUGAUGGAGUACUGCAAUGGUGGUGACCUGGCAGAUUAUCUGCAAGUCAAAGGAACACUUAGUGAAGACACCAUUAGAAUCUUCCUCCAGCAGAUUGCAGCUGCUAUGCGAAUACUUCACAACAAGGGAAUAAUCCAUCGCGAUUUGAAACCACAGAAUAUUCUACUUUCUUACAUUAACCGGAAAAAAUCUAAUUUGAAUGGCAUUCGUGUCAAAAUAGCUGAUUUUGGCUUUGCCCGGUAUUUGCAGAGUAACAUGAUGGCUGCCACUCUCUGUGGUUCACCCAUGUACAUGGCACCUGAGGUUAUCAUGUCACAGCACUACGAUGCCAAGGCAGACCUCUGGAGUAUAGGCACUGUGGUAUUUCAGUGUCUUGUUGGCAAGCCUCCUUUCCAGGCAAACAGCCCACAGGAUUUAAGGCUCUUCUAUGAGAAGAACAAGAGUCUAGUCCCCAACAUCCCCAGUGAAACUUCUGCUCAGCUGGGUGGGCUACUACUCAGUUUGCUUCAGAGAAACCAGAAGGACAGAAUGGAUUUUGAAAUGUUCUUUAACCAUCCUUUCAUGGAUCAGGCAUCAUCGGUGAAAAAAUCGUGUCCUGUCCCUGUUCCUGUGCCCACGUGCCCUGGUUCCGUGUCUGGUAGUUCUUGUGGCAGCUCUCCAUCUUGUCAUUUUGCCUCUCCUCCAUCAUUACCUGACAUGCAACGGAUACAGGAGGACACUUUGUCUUCCCCACCUUUGGGUCCUCCGAACUAUCUGCAGGUUUCCAAAGAUUCUGCAAGUAGUGGCAGCAAGAACUCUUCGUGUGACACGGAUGACUUUGUUCUUGUUCCACAUAGCAUCUCUUCUGAUCAGUCAUAUGACAUGCCAUUGGGAACGGUGGGCAGACGAGCUUCCAGUGAAUUUUUGAUGUGUGGCGGGCAGUCACCUUUAACCUCUUCAGGGGGCUCAGUAGCACUGCAGAGACCUUCCUCAGCCUCAUCCAGGUCCAGCUCUUCUAGCUCAGCCAACAGGCAGUGCCCACCUCCAGUGUCUCCCCGUACUGAGUCAGCUCCAAUUCCUGUCCCUACUCAGAUCAGAAACUACCAGCGGAUUGAGCAGAACCUGCAUGUCAUUUCCAGCCACAACGCUAACCCCUAUGGAUCACCCAGGUCGGGAAUGGUAAAGAGAUCUAACACAAGCCCAAUGGGUUUCAUGAAGCCAACAGGAGGGUCACCAGCCGCAGCUGAUGCACCACAAAACCCCAAUCGGAGACUCUCCACUGGAUCGUCCAGGCCCUAUUCCCCUUCACCAUUAGUUGGCACCAUCCCUGAACAGCUAAGCCACUGCUGCUGUGGUCUGCCCCAGGGACACGAAUCAAGAUCCAGAACACCAACAGGUUCACCAUCUCCUCAAUCACACUUACUGGGUGCAAGACUCCAAAGUGCCCCAACUCUUACUGAUAUCUACCAGAGCAAACAAAAACUCCGUAAGCAGCACUCGGAGCCAGUCUAUCCUCCGUCUGCAGGGUAUGGCUGUAGCCAUUCUCCACAGCCUGGUAGACCAGUCAGCCUCGGCACCUCCCCAACAAAACACAUGGGAACAUCUCCGCGGAGUUCUGACUGGCUGCAUAAAACUCCCUUGCCCACUAUCAUUGGAUCGCCAACAAAGACUACUGCUCCACUCAAGCUACCUAAAACUCAAGCGUCUUCCAAUUUGCUUGCCUUGGCUGCACAGCAAGAAUUAACUGAGAGUCCACCAAUACAGUCGAAAGCCAUGCUGGAGGCCAGAGAGUUCUGCAUCUGUCACCCACAAGCAAGUUCUAAACGUACAGCUUCUGAGGAGAACAAAACUACUUUUGGCAGAUCUGUAAGUACUGGAAAAUUAUCUGAUCAAGUGACAAAGACCACAUUUGGAGGCCAUACCUAUCAGGGCAGCAACGACAGUCUGAAUACCGAGCGUCCAAUGGAUAUAGCUCCUGCAGGCGCUUGUGGUCUGACAAUGGGUUCCCCUGCCAUGGUGAUAGGAGUGAGCCCGAGGACUGUGGUGUUCACUGUAGGCUCACCACCAAGUAGUGUCACCCCUCCCCAUAGCAGCCACAUGGUCACCAGAGCAAGGACAAUGUCAGUUGGCUCGGGCAGCCCGCUGGGAUCUCUGUGCUCUAACAGUGGGCGGAUUUACAUGGGUUCCCCGCCAGGUGGUUCCAUGGGUACCUCACCUCCUGGAGUAGAGGGUCCCUCCAGUCUGAAGUACAUGACGUUUGGUACCUCGCCUCCCAGUUUGGAAGGAUUUAUCACAUUUGAAGCUCCAGAGCUCCCAGAAGAGACUUUAAUGGAGAGAGAGCAUACGGAUACCUUGCGCCACCUGAAUACGAUGCUGACAUUUGCAGAAUGCAUUAUGGACAUUGCAGCAUUGAAAGGAGGCAGCUUGGAGCUGGGGACCUCAGCUGCCUCUCUGUACCAAGUCCAGGAGAGCAUAGUGGUUGACCAGAUCAGCCGGCUCAGCAAGGAGUGGGGACAAGUGGAGCAGCUUGUGUUGUACAUGAAAGGAGCACAACUGUUGGCAUCGUCUUUGCACCUUGCCAAAGACCGGGUUAAAUCUGGCAAGCUGAACCCAUCUACAGCAGUCAAACAAGUUGUUAAAAAUCUGAAUGAGCGUUACAAGUGUUGCAUCUCAUUUUGCAAGAAACUCACGGAGAAGCUGAAUCAUUUCUUCUCCGAUAAGCAGAGGUUUGUGGAUGAAAUCAACAGUGUUACUGCGGAGAAACUGAUCUAUAGCUACGCUGUGGAAAUGGUGCAGUCAGCAGCAUUGGAUGAAAUGUUUCAGCAAACGGAAGACAUCACGUACCGGUACCACAAAGCAGCCUUGCUGCUGGAAGGCUUGACGAAGACACUACAAGAUCCUGCUGACAUUGAUAACAUUCUCAAAUACAAAACCAGUAUUGAGCGCAGACUGUCGGUGCUAUGUCACGGCACGGUGGCUUUGUAUGAUAACUAGCCUUCUGAAAUGGACCACACGCAUCAAUGCAGGGACCACCACCACCUCUCCUCAGAUCUUUGGAGUUGCCUUUAUCCCCCAACCCCUCUCCCUCCCACCCAACCCCACCAUUUGGAGAACGGUUCAUGCUGGGUUUAUUUAAUUCUCCGGAGCCUCUGCCAAUCCACCAGGUGAAGAAGGAUUGACUUUUGUUUUAGAAGAGUUACCAAAGAGGAGUUCUUGUUUCAAGAGAAAGGAAAUUUACCUACAAAUACAGAUUAAUACUUCUGGGGAAAACCCUCUCAGCAAUGUAGCAUAUUCUUUCAUUUCAGUUUUCCUCAAAGAGGCAAAGUGUGAGGCAGUUACUGGGUCCGGCUUCCAAAGCCACUCACGGCCGGAAUGUGUUAACGCAAGCACGGGAGUAAAACUGAAGCCUCUGCUUUCGUCACGGAACUCAUGGGGUACUUGGAAACGUGCACUCACAAAGGAACUCCGCGCCCUGUCUGAUCAGCUUGUGGUGGCUCACCCAGAGUGGCUGGUUCACGGUGACCGGUUGUGUUUCUGUCAGAGAAACCUUUUACCUUUUUUUAUAAGCGACACUUACGGUGUGUGAUAAGCAAACAAAUGCUACUUGCAGAGUUUGUACCUUUUACCUGGGUCCCUGCACAGCCAUUCGGAGGCAUGCUUUGUCUUGUAUCCUCUGAUGCCCCAUCAAAUGCAUAUCAACCCGCAGAAACCAGUCAAGGAGAAGAUGAGCACUUUAUGUGAAUAUGAAUUUGGCAGCAGAGAGAUGGAGUGCCCCUCCCCACCAAGUAAACCAGCAGGCAAACUGGGUGCUGCAGUGGAUGGACAACGCCUGGGGAUUUUCUUGUUUUUAUUUUUUGUGUGUGUGGCUCCCUACGUUUCUUGAAAUGGUGAAGACUUUGCUCCAUCUGACAACCACUUCUGAUUGCACUACUACAGACCUUUGAGCAUCCUUCAUUACGUUACGCCGAACUCCUCAUAAAAUGGAGCACCUUAAACGCUGCAUGGAAGGAAUGGGGAAAAAAGUAAUGAAGAACAGUAAUGGAAAAAAAAGUAAACUCUCCCAGCAGUAUGAGCUCCAUUACAUUCGACAAAGGACAUUUUAAUGUUUGUUUUGAAGCUAAAGGCACAGAGUGCUUGACACUUCAACUCAAAAGACUGCAAAAAAAAUAGCCUGUAUUAUUACAAGCCUUUCCAUUUUUUUUACAUAUUAAAUACUUGAGUAGUUCAUAUAGUGCAACUAUCUGUAUAUAAUGAAACUAGUUCUUUUUUUCCCUCUUAGCCAGUGAUUGCUGACUUUUAAAUGCUAUUUUUGGGCUGGCUUUAUGUUGUGCAUGUGAUAAGUGUGACUGUGCCACUGGGCCUAUUAACAUUACUAAUAAUGCUGUUCCUGCAAACAGUAUUAUGUUGAUAAAGCAAUGUUCCUGUAGGUUGAGAACCCAUUGUACAGACUAAUGUAACACUUGAUAUUUUUCAGGGGUGGAAAAAAGUUUUGGGAUUCUGGUAACCAAACAAGCACAAUUGUUUCUUUCUAUUUUGUGUGAUUAGAGUGAAUGAGGUGAGGUUAAGAGUGUACUGUGCAGACUGGUGGAGGAUUAUGGCUAACUAAUAUAACUCACACGGUGGAGGCAUUCAGAGAGUAGUUGACUGUCUAUUUUAGUUCUUUUCAAUACUUAAAAAGUAGCUGGUAAGUUAGAAAGGAAUCGACAUUUAAAAUAAGCCUGCAUUGUACGGUACUUGGGAACGGGAAGUGACUAGCUGCUCUGUCCCUUCACCUCCAGUGUAUGAGCUCUUGCUCCCUUUUGAAAGGAAUUGCAUGCUUUUGGUGAUUUGUACAUCAUUGUUUAACUGCCCAACAGAUCCGGCCAGAAGUGGCAUUCACGGACCUAACAAUUCCCGUGGCAUUCUCUUCCAGAGUUGUUCAAUAUUUUUUCCACCCUUCAGCAGUUAUUUAGUUGUCCAUUUUUUUAAAAAAACUGUUUCUCAGCUGCUCAAGUACUUGAAUAUUAAACAUUAACAAUCAUGUUUAAUCUCCCAGCGACGGUGUGUUGGAAAUAUUUUCACUGUAGCAAUUUGGCUUGUUUAUGAAGCGUGUCACCAGUUUAAUUUUUCUCCCCCUCACUUUGUUUUAUGAAAAGAAACUAAUGUGUACAUUUAUUUAUCUGUAAACGAUUCCAUUAAUUUUGAAGACUUUUUAUUUAUAAAAUAUUUGUACUAUUAGAUCUUUAAUAGUGUUUCUACCUCUCAUUGUGUAUAAUGGCAUGCAUACUCUUUAAGAAAUCAGGUUGCAGACACAUUCAUUUGUUAUUUAGCAGCCUUUUUAAUAUGGCCUGUAUAGAUGUACAUUAAGAAGCCGGAAAUAAAAUUGUCCUGGAAUAAUAAUAGAAA